CUAAUUGUUGUGAUAAACUUAUUAAAUAGCCAAUAUGUCAUCGGACCCAAGAUCGUCCGAGCGCCAGUCACCAACUGUAGGUACAUAUGUCUGUUCCUUCUGCAAUCACCCGAGUGUGUCCCUGGCAGCUAUUAGAGAUCAUCUUGAAUCUUCGCAUAAAGACAAAGUUUUCACUGACGAAGAUUUCAUUUCCAGUGUUAUUUACAAACCUCAUUCUCUGUCGAUUAAACCUUCCUCAAACAGCUCCGAAUCUGCCCAAGUCUCACCAUCUUCUAUCGAUAGCAAAAAGAAAUCAUCGGUGACAAUUCGUUGUAAACUAUGCUGUGAAUCUUUCUUGGAAGGCAAAGAGUAUCUUAGACACUUGAAAUCAUGCAGAGCAGCAGUUUCUGUUGCAAACACGACAGUUGCAUCUACGACUAAAGCAGCACCCAAAGGCAGACCUACUCGUUCUGGAACUACUAGAGGAAGGGGGCGUGGGGGAAAGGUGAACAAAGUUCUCCCAACAGUCGAAACAAAGGUCAAACGAGGGCCUAAAAAGACAAGGGGCAGAGGUGGUGCCUCGACUGUCUCAGCUGCAGAACAUGCAGGGCGGACGGUGAAACGAGAGAAAAUCUCCUCCAAACCCAGUAAUGCUAUCACUAGUUCGAGUAGUUUAGUGCGCAGUGCCCCGUCUCCGAAAGGGGCUUCGUCUGGCGGGGAUAGUCGGGUUACACCUCCUGGAUCAUCGAGGUCAGGAAUGACGACCCAGUUUCAUUCCACCCUCAGUGGAUCGGACUCGCCUCUGCCUUACUGCGCUCUCUGUGACAAACAGUUCUCAAUGCAGACCACAUAUCAAAUUCACUUAGAGAGUAAAGAUCACAAAGCUCAGGAUCAGAUCAAACGGGAGAAGGAUAAGAGGAGGAACAGAAUGUAUGCAUGUAGUCUGUGUCCUGAAGAGGGACCCUGGAUCCACAAGAGACAUCUGAGACAGCAUAUGCAAACAAAUCAGCACAAAAUGGCCAAAAAGGUUGAAGCAAUGGUGAGCAAGAUUUUCACAGAUCAGCCCAUUGAUGACAAUCUAGAAGACUUAAAAGAGGAGCAACGACAGCUUGCUGAAGUUGUGAAGGGAGGAGAAGCGAGUAAAGAAGGAGUCGACACAAUUGCCGCCAAGGUUGAUUCGGAAGAGGAUUCUGUGACUACUUCGUCGUCUUCCAUUCCAUCUCCGUCUGCAGUGGUGAUCAGGUGUAAUGAAGAUACAAGCACAGCUUCUUCGUCUCCUAGUCGUGGUGGGGGUGGAGUGAAAGUAGAGCAUAGAUCCCCUGCAGAGUUGGAUGCAUUGGUGAAGAAGAUGUUGGAGCCAGCGAAGAAGUACUUCAUUCCUCCCCCUCCCUCUCAGAGACCACCAGAGUACACCCCUUCUGGGCUGAGGGACACGACUGGGUUCGUAGUGUUGAACGACAUGCCCAACAGACUACUUCCAUGUAACAUUGACCUUUCGAAGCCUCUGGACCACCUUGUGUCUGUUCCGGGUGACAGACCACGUGACCGACAGAUGGAAGUGUGGGAGGAGGCGGUGUCUCUAGUGCGCAAACUGGCCUCUUAUUCUUCCUUACUUCCACCUACUUCUCAGGAACAACACAACAGACAGCUUUAAUUCCUUACUCAAGUGUAAAUUGAAACAAAAAACAGA
Messenger RNA from Symsagittifera roscoffensis, 1669 nucleotides. RefSeq lists its product as uncharacterized. Bases 35 to 1633 code for a protein of 532 amino acids. NCBI's taxonomy places the organism in Eukaryota, Metazoa, Xenacoelomorpha, Acoela, Convolutidae. The record is from RefSeq and is a predicted model, not a curated record. The transcript has 7 exons.